Molecule: messenger RNA, 528 nt
Organism: Rhipicephalus sanguineus (brown dog tick)
Lineage: Eukaryota; Metazoa; Arthropoda; Arachnida; Ixodida; Ixodidae
Exons: 3
Coding region: 1-528 (175 amino acids)
Source: RefSeq, a predicted model, not a curated record
AUGAAGAAGCUCAAGUCUUUGCGCAAAUCCAAAGGCUGCACCAUUAUUGGAAAAUGGAUCAAGAGUAUAGUCAACCACUUGUAUUUCGUGGCUGCAGCAGGAAAUGGCGAUGGGGACCUGAUAGUCAGCAUGUGGCGUAGCAUGCUCAAUCACAUCUGCAACCAGCAUGUGGGCCACCAGAGACCGUUCACUGCUUGCUUACAUGGGCCCCUUGAAGAUAGAGAAUGGAUGAAACGAGAUUCUCUCGCAUUCUCCAAGAUGCGCGCCAUUCUGGAAUGUCCACGCCUGCUGAAUGACCUGCGCCAGCUAUCCCCAGAUGACCAAACGUUUUCAUUGGAGGCACUCAACAGCUUGACCAAACGUUAUGUCAACCGGCUGCGAGUUGAUGUGGUCAACAGGUGUACAGCUUCCUCACACAAAGGUAGCCAGCAGCUGAGAACACAACAGCCACACCGGUGCAUGACUGACGACUACGACAAGCCUGACAAAGCAGCAUUAGUCGCACAGCUGAAAUCGAGGUUUCAAUGA